Amyelois transitella is the source of this 2697-nucleotide messenger RNA. Its product is annotated as collagen alpha-3(IX) chain-like. The coding region runs from base 1 to 2697 and encodes 898 amino acids. The transcript has 22 exons. The record is from RefSeq and is a predicted model, not a curated record. Lineage: Eukaryota; Metazoa; Arthropoda; Insecta; Lepidoptera; Pyralidae.
AUGGCGAUGGUAAUAUCUCAAACGACAAAAGCUGCGAUUGGUGGGUUUUUAGCACUGAUGAUACUUGGUGCUGUGCUGGUGGUGGGGGCUGCUUUCGGAUGGUUCGACCCGAGGAGAGAAGAUGAAGAAACGCCGGCCAAAAUCAGUGCUCGAUUGCAAGGAAGAACUUCGUUUGUGACGCAUCGUGCUGUAAACCCAGAUGAAAACAGACUGCCUUUGGUAUCACACUCUUCUCCGUUUUACAAUGGAGAGAAAGGGGAAAACGGUGAAAUUGUAUCGUCAGGUCACUGUAAAUGCAGUAUGAACGAUAUCUCGCAAAUCUUGGAGAACAUGCCGGACCUAAAAGGGCCUCCGGGGCCACAAGGACCGACAGGGGCUGAUGGGACAACAGGUGCACCAGGAAAAACGGGACAAAUGGGUGAUCCAGGCCCGCCUGGUCCGAUGGGGCCUAAAGGAGACAGAGGAGAAAGGGGCGAGAUGGGAGCAUCAGGUCCAGAAGGAAUACAAGGUCCAAAGGGAGAUCCAGGGGUAGACGGUAUUCAAGGUCCUCAAGGACCACCGGGCCCACCUGGACCUCCUGGACCUGUGACUUCUGCGCUUAUGGAAUCAACAGGAUUAUACGGGUCCGGUAAUUCCGGAAUCUCGGGCCCUCCAGGCGAGAGAGGUCCAAUGGGUCUACCCGGGCCUCAAGGAGAACGAGGCUACCCCGGGAAUAAGGGCGAAAGGGGAUUACAUGGGCCUAAAGGCGACAAAGGAGAUCGAGGUUACGUGGGUCCAAGAGGUCCACAUGGCGCCAAAGGGGAGAGGGGGCAAGCGGGGCGAGAUGGGACGCCCGGCCUACCAGGCGCUCACGGACGUCCAGCCGAAAAGGGCGAAAAAGGUGCCCGAGGUCUUCCAGGACUACCCGGUCCUCCGGCUCCAACAGUUUCAGAUAAUUCAGUAUUAGGAGACAUCGCACGGACUGGGCCUCAAGAUAUUUCAAACACGAGGUUGGUGAAAGGAGAAAGGGGAGAUCGUGGUGAAAAGGGUGAAAAGGGUUCUAGAGGUAUUGAAGGACCUCAAGGAUUCCCGGGUACUGAUGGAAAACCUGGUGAAAGAGGAGAUAUUGGGCCUUCAGGCCUUCCUGGAACUCAAGGACUAAUAGGGCUAACUGGGUCCAAAGGGGACAAGGGUGAACCGGGUCCUCCAGGACCGGUCGCACUAUCCAGAGAUGAGGCUUUGAUAUUAACGAAGGGUGAUAGAGGUGAGACGGGACCACGGGGUAAAAGAGGACAUCCGGGCCCACCGGGGCCACGAGGUCCUCCUGGCUUACCGGGGCCUCCAGGUACUCCAGGCACGAAUGGCCCCACUGGCGAUAUUGGAUUACCUGGCUGGGCGGGUUCACCUGGACAACCUGGUCCACCAGGACAAAAAGGUGACAAAGGAGAUCCUGGAUUGAAUCACCUCGAUUUAGAAAAGAUAAAAGGCGAGAAAGGUGAUCGCGGAUACGACGGUUCUCCAGGCGUCCCGGGGAAAGACGGUCCAAGGGGCCCGCCGGGGCUUCCAGGGACUCCCUUAGCAAACAUUAAAUAUAUUUCUGUUCCGGGCCCGCCCGGGCCCCCAGGCCCCCCGGGGCCCCCCGGAGGCCCCUACAUAAAUGAACUGGCCACCGACACGUUGACCGAUAGCCCUGGGAUUAAUCGACGCGAGCCUGGAACAGGCAAACAGCGAGAUUCUCUACAAAUCUUGAGAAGUUUGAACCACCUGGUGCAGUUUAGACAAGAUCCUUACGGUUACCGUGAACCUUUAGAUCCUCUUGGAGAAAAUUCAGAUUUUGAUGAAGAAGAUGAUGGCAGAGCAAUAGUUGGAACAAUAAUAUUUAAAACGACUGAUUCUCUUAUACGGUUGGGCACGAACAGCCCACUCGGCACUUUAGCGUAUGUGAUUCAAGAGCAAGCCCUUCUAGUCCGUGUCAACAACGGCUGGCAGUACGUUGCUAUGGGCUCCUUAUUAGCUAUUCACACUCCGCCAGCGAACGGACCGACAAGAACUCCAAUGCAGAAUAUUUUAGAGACCUCAAGUUUAGUGCACCACAAAAACCCAGCAGUGGAAGGACCGGUGCUAAGGCUGGCAGCCCUUGACGAGCCUCAUACAGGAGACAUGCACGGAGUCAGCAGUACCAGCUACGAAUGCAGGAGGCAAGCGAACAGAGCCAACUUGCAAGGGAACUUCCGCGCUUUUCUGUCUUCUAGGGUUCAAACAAUAGAUGCGAUAGUCGAGUGGGACCGCAGUAUACCAGUGGUCAAUACAAGGGGCGACGUCCUGUUCAAUUCCUGGGGAGAAAUGUUUGACGGAUCCGGAGCUUUGUUUGCGCACGCGCCGAGGAUAUACAGUUUCAGCGGGCAGAAUGUUAUGAUGGAUCCUGGCUGGCCUACUAAAGCUGUCUGGCACGGAGCGAGUCCUAAUGGCGAGCCAGCAAUGGAUGCCUAUUGUGACGCUUGGCACAGCAGUAACGCGGACAAGUUUGGACUAGGAUCCUCCCUACGUUCUAACAAACUACUAGACCAAGAAACAUAUACAUGCAACAGCAGACUGAUAGUUCUAUGCAUAGAAGCAACUCCAGUUGACACCGUCAGAAGAAAAAAACGAUCCAAGUUUCGGCAAGAUAGACUAAACCUUCUUAAAGAAGAGCAGAACGAUACAAGAGGAAAGUUAUAG